GUCAAGUGAAGAUGCUGAAAAAUUACAAGACGACUUGACUAAACUUCAAAGUUGGUGCAUCAAUAAUGGUAUGGAACUGAAUACAAUUUCCAACAAAGUAGAGCAAAAUUGAUAAAGAAAUUCAAAUAUACCGCCAAAAACUUCACCGAGUGUCAUUUCCGUUGAUCCGUCAAAAGUGUCAACACGCUUAGGUUAACUUCCUUUUAGUGAUUAUCUUUGUAAAAUGGCACCUACGAAGCCAAAAGCAGCGGAUAAAUCCGCCCCCAAGAAGGAAGAAAAGAAGAAGCCUGCGGCCGCACCAGCAGCCGGAGCCGCUGGAGCUUCUUCCUCAAGUUCAAAAACACCCGCCCCAGCUCCAAAAGCAGCAGCCAAAGCUGCAAGCAAACCAGCUGACAAGAAAGCAUCUUCCUCAAAAACCCCUGCACCCGCACCUAAAGCUGCCUCAGCCAAAAGCUCCGCGAAAGCGCAAGCUGCUGCCCCCAAACCAAAAGCCGCUGCUGCUAAAGCUGGAAAGGCUGCAGGCAAAGGUGCUGCCAAACCCGCAGCCAAGGCUGCAGGAAAGAAACCAGCUGCUGCUGGAAAGGCCAAGGCUCCCGCAACUCUUAUUGCUAAGCCCAAGAAGAAUGUUCCUGUUAAACAACAACAGAAAGGUGUUGGCAAAAAGCCAGCUGCCAGUGCAGUGCAAGUAGCGAGAGCACUUAAAAUCCAAAAGAAAGUAAUUAAAGGCCCCAAUGGAACACACUCAAGGAAAAUCCGUAACUCAGUCCACUUCCGUCGUCCUAAGACCCUCAGACCACCCAGGAGUCCCAAAUACCCCAAGAGGAGUGUUCCCCACAGAUCCCGCAUGGAUGCUUACAAUAUCAUCAAAUUCCCAUUGACCACCGAAGCAGCCAUGAAGAAGAUUGAAGAUAACAACACGUUGGUAUUUUUAGUACACACUAGGGCAAACAAGCACCACAUUAAAGCUGCAGUUAAGAAAUUGUAUGAUAUCAAUGUAGCCAAGGUCAACACCUUAAUUAGGCCCGAUGGCAAAAAGAAGGCAUAUGUAAGGUUAGCUAGAGAUUAUGAUGCUCUAGAUGUUGCCAACAAGAUUGGCAUCAUAUAAAUUAAUAUCUUACCUUGUUUUAUUUUUUUUGACAUCUAAUAAAUAAGUUGAGAAUAAAGUUUUUUAGUUUGAGUUA
Diabrotica virgifera virgifera (western corn rootworm) is the source of this 1181-nucleotide messenger RNA. RefSeq lists its product as uncharacterized. Gene Ontology annotation, molecular function: rRNA binding; structural constituent of ribosome. Lineage: Eukaryota; Metazoa; Arthropoda; Insecta; Coleoptera; Chrysomelidae. The transcript has 4 exons. The record is from RefSeq and is a predicted model, not a curated record. Bases 224 to 1105 code for a protein of 293 amino acids. Gene Ontology annotation, cellular component: ribosome; cytosolic large ribosomal subunit. Gene Ontology annotation, biological process: ribosomal large subunit assembly; translation.